Messenger RNA from Drosophila subobscura, 972 nucleotides. RefSeq names its product CDP-diacylglycerol--inositol 3-phosphatidyltransferase (gene Pis). Gene Ontology annotation, molecular function: CDP-diacylglycerol-inositol 3-phosphatidyltransferase activity. Bases 102 to 785 code for a protein of 227 amino acids. Lineage: Eukaryota; Metazoa; Arthropoda; Insecta; Diptera; Drosophilidae. Gene Ontology annotation, biological process: phosphatidylinositol biosynthetic process. The record is from RefSeq and is a predicted model, not a curated record. Gene Ontology annotation, cellular component: membrane; Golgi apparatus. The transcript has 5 exons.
UACAACACUAACCACCUCACUCGCUACGCAUUUAACAAACAAAAAACUCGAAUCUCAAUCUCAGACGGAAGCGAACAGAACUUUUCAAGCGCCCAGCCACAAUGGCCAUUGCCGAGCAUGACAACGUCUUCAUCUUUGUGCCAAAUUUGAUUGGCUAUGCACGCAUCAUUUUGGCCUUGAUUGCGUUCUGGUUCAUGUCCACGAACUAUGUGAUCUCCGGCUGGUGUUAUGUAACCAGCGCCCUUCUGGAUGCCGUCGAUGGACACGCCGCCCGGGCCUUCAAUCAAAGCACACGCUUUGGGGCCAUGCUGGACCAGCUCACUGAUAGAUGCGGCACCACGGGCCUGCUGGUUACCCUGGCCUACUUCUAUCCACGCUACAUGUUCUGGUUCCAGCUAUCCAUUGCCAUCGAUGUCGCCUGCCACUGGCUCUUUAUGCAAACGAGCGUUGUGGUUGGACGCGCAUCGCACAAGGUCAAUGAGAACUUUGUGAUGCGUUUGUACUAUCAAAAGGAUAUUUUGACCUUUAUGUGCUGCGUCAAUGAGCUGUUCUAUGUGUGCUUGUACCUCUUGCAUUUCACCUACGGUCCCCUCAUAUUCGGCGCGUCGCUCUUCAAAAUACUGGCCUUCCUCACCGGCCCCUUUGCCGUGCUGAAGGCCUUGAUCUCCGUAAUGCACGCCUAUGUGGCUGGCAUUGAUUUGGCCGCGGUGGAUGUACGUGAGCGGCAGGAGAAGCGCCAGAAGCCCAACGAGCCAGUGCCAGUGGCUGGCAAGAAGUUGGAGUAGGGCGGCAACUAGUCAAAAUCCAUUGAAAACGAACAGCUUUCCAACUAACUAAAGUACUAAAGCAAACUAACUCUUGAUUCCAGCAAAAACAAAACAAAACAAAACAAAAAACAAGAAAGAACAGAUGCAAUGCGAUACGAGAAGUGAAGUGAAGAGCAGAGAAGGCUAGAAACAGAAACAGAAGAAA